Zygosaccharomyces rouxii is the source of this 735-nucleotide messenger RNA. It is a transcript of the gene SNF7, whose product is annotated as ESCRT-III subunit protein SNF7. NCBI's taxonomy places the organism in Eukaryota, Fungi, Ascomycota, Saccharomycetes, Saccharomycetales, Saccharomycetaceae. The record is from RefSeq and is a predicted model, not a curated record. Gene Ontology annotation, biological process: late endosome to vacuole transport via multivesicular body sorting pathway; vesicle budding from membrane. Gene Ontology annotation, cellular component: multivesicular body; ESCRT III complex; cytoplasmic side of plasma membrane. Bases 1 to 735 code for a protein of 244 amino acids. The transcript has a single exon.
AUGUGGUCGUAUAUUUUUGGUGGAUCUAGUUCUGGAUCCAGUGGCAAAAACAGAGAUUUGCCCAAGAAAGCUAUAGUAGAACUCAGAGAACAUAUCAACCUACUGGGGAAGAAGCAGUCACACUUGCAAACACAAAUUUCGAACCAAGAAAAUGAGGCCAAAACGUUCCUCACCAAGGGUAAUAAAUCUAUGGCUAAGAACUCUUUGAAGAAGAAAAAAAUCUAUGAAGCUCAAUUGACUAAGUUAGAAGGUCAAAUGGAUUCUUUAGAACAGCAGCUAUUCUCGAUCGAAAGUGCUAACCUGAACCUGGAGACCAUGAGAGCCAUGAAACAAGGUGCUAAAGCUAUGAAGACCAUGCAUAACGGUUUAGAUAUUGAUAAAGUCGACGAAACGAUGGACGAAGUUAGAGAACAGGUUGAAUUGGGUGAAGAAAUUAGUGAUGCAAUUUCAAGACCAAUGUACACAGGGGCCAAUGAAGUGGACGAAGAUGAACUGGAUGAGGAAUUAGAUGCGCUUGCACAAGAUGAGAAAUCGAAGGAACAAGUACCACAAGUUUCACAACCACAAGCGGCCGAACCGGUUGGCCAGAAACCAGUAUCAUUACCAAACGCCCCAAAUAGCAAGAUAGAAUCAUCAAAAGCACAGAGUAAUGAGCCGCAAGGACAACAGCAAAAUGAUGAAGAAGAUGAAGACGAACGUGCAUUAAGAGAAUUACAAGCAGAAAUGGGAUUAUAG